AUGUCGUCGGUUCAAGUGGCGCCCACGCGCAUGGCGCUAACGACGUUCAAGACCAAGAGUGUCAGUGCCAAAAAAGGGUUUGAACUCUUGAAGAAAAAAGCUGAUGCGCUCAAGAUGCGGUUCCAAGCCAUGCUCCGAGAGAUCCAAAAGACGAAAAUGUCCAUGUCGACCGAGGCUUCCGAGGCCUUUUUCUCACUCACGCAGGCGCAAUACGCGGCUGGUGACUUUCGUAAUAAAGUCAUCGAGUCCGUGACCACAGCUGAGAUCCGCACGCAGAACCGCAUUGACAACGUGGCCGGCGUGAAGCUGCCAGUGUUCACGGAGGUGGAAGUCAGUCGCGAGAAGAGUGACAACAUUGGUCUUGCUGGAGGCGGUGGCAAGAUACAAAACUGUCGUGCCAAGUUUCGCGUGCUACUGCGUGCGCUGAUCAAACUCGCGUCGCUUCAGACGUCUUUUGUGACUCUGGACGAGGCUCUGAAGGUGACGAAUCGCCGUGUGAACGCGCUGGACAAUGUGACGAUCCCCCGCAUCGAGAAUACCAUCUCGUACAUCUCGAGGGAGCUUGAUGAGCUGGAGCGCGAGGACUUUGUGCGCAUCAAAAAAGUGCAGGCGAACAAGCAAGUCAUCGAGAAGGCUGUCCAGGCCAAGAAGAAAGAAGCGGCUGCAAAGAAUGCUUUGGCCGAGGACCCGAUCGCUGAUGUUGUGGCAUCGGACCACGACAUUCUUUCCCAGUACGAGCUUUCCGCCGAUGCAGAUGUGGUGUUCUAG
Molecule: messenger RNA, 768 nt
Organism: Peronospora matthiolae
Lineage: Eukaryota; Oomycota; Peronosporomycetes; Peronosporales; Peronosporaceae
Source: the annotation of a GenBank genome assembly